AUGGAACCCCUGACAGGUUUCGAUGUUCUCGCGAAACCACUGCCUCCUGUUCUUACUCGGAGGUAUUAUCAAACAAACUCCUCUGCCUACCAUAAGGUCUUCUAUAAAGGGGGGUUGGCCAAAUGGAAUUUCGAAAAGGACGUCCUGCGUGCGGCUUCGAGAUCCCGAGAAAAUCAACACCGAAUAUUUUCCCAGGAAUCCGAAACCCCACGGCAUCCGUACAGUUUACAUCGCGAGCAAUACCUUUGUGGCGAUGAACAAUCGGUCUGUGGAAGAUUUGCGCAAAAUGCGCUUGGCCCUGCGACUGCAGUUGCGUUUUUGAACGGCAUCCAAACCCGAUUCGGCGAUUUCAAAGUCUGUGAUGAAGCAAGAAAAGAAAAAUCUCUCAUUCCAGACUUUGUCGGGGUGUCAUGUUCGGCCUUGGACCUUGAAGGUCUAAAAGGGCUCACCGAAACCCCUAAUCUGAAGAUAGUCGGGGAAGCAAAGACGCCUUGGAAACAUAAUCUGUUUGCGGUAUAUAAGGAUUGUUUUGGUAAAAAGAAAAAGGAAGGCCCUCUUCGGCAUGCUCUUGAUUCUGGCUCUGUUUUGUACGUCAGCAGCCCUAUUCUCGACUGUACCUCUGCAGAUGCUAGCCGCGGCGUUGUUUCUGUUCGCCAAUGCCUCUACUACCUCCUAUACGUCGCCAGAAACCCCGACAGUUAUAUCGCCGACAAUACGUAUUCACGGGCCGGCCGACUUGACACUCCAGAGCAGGUUGUCAAACAUAUGAGCCCCGCAGUGGCAAGAGUGGCUUCUACCUCAGGGUCGAUUGACUUGCAUUCCUACCCUCACAUGGAAGUCUACACGGCGAUUCUUCAAUUCAACCUAGACGAUAUCAUUGACACGCGCAAGGGACUAUGUGUUCUACUCGAUGACCAGCAAGUAAGGGUUAAUAUCAAACGACACAAGGGUGACGAUGUUAGAGAUAGCUCCAAGAAGGAUGUCGGUGGUAGAUCAGCACUCCCGGCUCUAACAGCUUCUGCUUACGGCCUCCAGCAGCCACGGACCCAUGAUCCCAGUACUGGAACCAGACCCAUACUCGGGGGCCACACUAGGAAGCAACCGAACGCUCUACAAGAGAAGCUUGAAAGGGUUGCUGGCGAAGGUCAGAUUACAGACCGAAGCCUACGUGCAGCGAGAAGAGACCAGGCCCGUGGUAUCGGCCAGGAAUGGGAAGAUCCAACUAUGUCCUCAUCAUCCCAAGGGGCAUACUCUGACGAUAGCCCGUCCAAAGGCAAGGCCAAGGCAUCCGAUCCCGCCUACCAGCUCUCUCAGCAGCAGGGGAUCCCUUACCGCCCGGCCAAAGCAACGGAUAAAGGCAAAGCUUCCGACUUUGGGCGCGGGAGUGAGCAGAAGUUCAAGGGGAAAGGAAGAGUCGCCUUCGAUUAUGAGCCUGAAGAUGGUGGCAAGGGAUGGUAUGGGCAAGGCGCUUCCCACGACGAAAACCAAGGGGAUGACAAGGACAAGAAACCCAAGAGAGGAGGCUUCUUCAGCAGAGGUCAUUGA
This is a messenger RNA of Nannizzia gypsea CBS 118893, 1545 nucleotides long. RefSeq lists its product as hypothetical. The transcript has 3 exons. NCBI's taxonomy places the organism in Eukaryota, Fungi, Ascomycota, Eurotiomycetes, Onygenales, Arthrodermataceae. The coding region runs from base 1 to 1545 and encodes 514 amino acids. The record is from RefSeq and is a predicted model, not a curated record.